AUGAAACUUUCCGCUUUAGAAGAGGAGAAUAGAAAAUUAUUUUCUAAAGCUUCUCGUAGCAAUGAACUUGCUUCUCAGUUAGCUGCUAGUGAGGAACAAAAUAAAGUUUUGCGCGAACAUAAAGCUUUUCUUCAAAAAGAACUCGAGACUGCUCGGAGAGAACUAAAACGAUUCCGUAAGGAAUUGGAUAAUCUUACCGGUCAAAUGAACGAUAUGACCGAGGACAUGUGGGAAUCACGAAACAAAGUAAGCACGUAUGCCAAGAAGUUAGUGGAUGUCGAACAACAUCUUGCAGAUACGCAAGAAAUGAAUGUUAAUCUUUCCAUACAAUUGGAAAAGUCGUUGAGCUCUCAAAAAGUAUCUAGUGCAACAACUACUCAGAUUGUUAAAAUGAUUCAAGCCGACCUUGGUAGAGUUGUUCUCGAGAAUGAGCAUUUACGUUCUAGCAUCAGCGAGUUGGAAAGUCGCCAAGUGAAAUGCGAGGGCAAAUUAAGCGAAAUGAUGAUAUCAGCUCAAGAAUAUGCGCAUCUUUUAGAGGAAGCACAAGAUACCAUACAUUCAUUAAGUGAGACUCGCCUCGAAUCUGAUAUCGAAAAUUUAGAGAUAUCACCUGGACGAAGCCGUGGACAUACCGACAUCGUCAAGGUAAGUUAUAUACAUGUUUUAUUUAAUUUAUCAUUAUAUAAAUAG
Messenger RNA from Rhizophagus irregularis DAOM 181602=DAOM 197198, 690 nucleotides. RefSeq lists its product as uncharacterized. The record is from RefSeq and is a predicted model, not a curated record. Lineage: Eukaryota; Fungi; Glomeromycota; Glomeromycetes; Glomerales; Glomeraceae.